CAAGAUGGAUUCUUAUCAUUCUCAGAGAAAGAACACCAUCCUUGCCGGUGCCAGCAGGUUGACUCAAGAAAGCCUUAAGAGAGGCACUCUACACGGCAAUGUUAGUGACCGCGUUGUUGACAGCAGAGCUACUAUGGAUAUAGCUUUGCGCGAAACGUUGGGCCAAGUGAGCGCCCCC
This is a messenger RNA of Amoebophrya sp. A25, 178 nucleotides long. Lineage: Eukaryota; Dinophyceae; Syndiniales; Amoebophryaceae. The record is from the annotation of a GenBank genome assembly.